AUGCCUCACCGUCUCCCGCUCUGCGAACAGAAUGCGGGUCUGCUCACUGUUCUCCGGGAGUUAAGCCACGAGUACUCCGACUCGCUCAACACCUCCCGCGUCCUAAGUCGCGCUGUCCGUUCCCUCGAGCACUACCGCACAAGAGUCACCUCACGCGAGGAAUUUUUACUCGUCCCCAAUGUCGGCGAGUGGAUCGCAACCAAAGUUCAGAUCAGAAUUCAAAACUGCUGGGCUGUGCAGGCCAUUACGGGGGCAGACGGUUCAUGUCCGGACCAACCCCGGGACCCCGAGGAGAACCUCCAGCCACGGCAGGAGGCUACAUCGUCAGUACCGAACCGACAGCAGGUUCCCAGCGGCGCUUCUGUUCUCGAGCAAAGCGAUGAAGAAGCAUCGCCCCCAGCCAACAACCCGAUACCAUCGCACGCCAGAGGCCGAGGUAGAUCCAGGCGUCGUUCUCUAACACAUGCCGCAAACCUGUCCGCGGGUCUUUCCGCCGGCGGGCGCCGCCCGUAUCGGCCCCGGUAUCGCAGCGCACCCUACGCCAUUCUGAUUGCGCUUUACAAGGCCACGUUGGAGGGUUGCCAUCAGAUGCGCAAGCGCGACAUUGCGGAGCUCGCGCAGCCGUACGCGGAUGACCGCAUCCUUGCACCGGCGUCGGAGGAUCGUCGGACCUGGUACAAUGGCUGGUCUAGCGUCAACUCGCAGCUCGUGCAAAGGCGUCUUAUAAAAACCUGGAGCAACCCGAAAUGGUACGCUCUCACGGAGGAGGGCUUGACCAUGGCGAAGGAUCUUUUUGAAAUGCAGAUCAGCGCUGUGGAACGGACGGUCGAGGAGUACGUGCGCGCUGGGGAUGUUGCCAGUGGAAGAGACGGUCAAGCGCAGGCAGAACCGAGAUCUUCCACGAGUGGUGACUGCACGGGUGCUGCGGAACGGCUUGAUGGGCACAUUCAGGGAGCCUGCGAAUUCGGGCAGUUAGGGUCAUCGGGAGCUGGAAAGCAGAAUGGACGUUUCGAAAAGGAACAAGUCGGGAAUCGGAAGGCAAGCCACCGCGGGGGAAUGCGAUUCACGAAACAAGUGAACAGGGCAAUUGAUGUCGUGGAGCGCUUGGAGCGAGAUGGCGAGGAGCGUGAGUUGUGUUUGCAGAUUCUGGGAGAACUGUUCGAGAAGGAACAGUUUCCCAAAACGACGGAAAAGCUCUACGAGAAGCUGACUGAAGCGCUGUGGAAGAAAAAAUGGAAAGAGACCGCACGAGGUGAAGAUGUGCGAAAGAUUCAGAUACGCCCUUUCGAAAAUGGUGCUACCGGAAACCGUGGCGCUGCGGGGGGAUAUGACUUGAAUGAACGCCGGAAGAUCACAGCACUUUCGUGUGAGAUGAACGACCGUGCACCGUCGAAAAUUUAUUUCGACCCAGGAGUAACAACUGCACCAGCGCCCACAGGAGUGGAAAAUAUAUCGGUGGACGUUCGCAACGGACUGAAUGUAGCUGGUGUCAGGCCCACAACUUCUCCGCUCCAAGGAGCUGGGUAUAGCAACGGAUCGGAAGGUGUGAAUUAUGCGGGAUCCUCUAAUGAAUCUCCUCGCAACAGAUCUGCCCAGGAAUCAUACGAUUCGUUGUCUCAGAAGAAGCCCUGUCCUGAAGGGGCGAUUCCCGUUAUCUCUCUUGAGGAGGACAGUGAUGCAGGUAGCAAUGACCCGCAACUUAGUGACCCUUCGACAAGUCGGAGAGCUGAACAACAGCCGAAAACACAGCGAUCUCCACAUGCAUCAGAUGACAACUGGUCUACUGGUAUUGAGAAUAUGUCUAUGGGGAACGACAUGGGAACGCCACAACCACUGGUACAGGAUGAAGUGGUCUACGUAUGUGACGAAGACACACCACGCGCCAACGUGAAGGCGAGAGUUGAUGGAGUUUCCUCUAGUAUAAUCGACGAAGCCGUGGGCUCAAUAUCGCCCUCUGGCAGAGGGCCCUACAACAAGACUCCCCAGGGCCUCAUGACUAGUGAUUCCACCUUGUGGCGACAAGAGCAUGAGGAGCAUAGUCAUUGCUAUCCGUCGAUGCCAGGAGAACUGAAAAAUGCUAGCAGUGCUACCAGAAAAGACAAACAAGCUUUAACCACGCCGUCAGCGCAUGAGGCUGCGCCUGAGUUAGACGCAACAGUAUCCCGUGAUCCAGGCUCUCAAGGCUCUGGAGUUGGAGUUCCGGAGUGUCGGGUUGUGCUGGUGGUCGACUCAAUGGAGCGCGUGCGAAAGAGAUCGCGAGACAUACUUGAUACGAUAAAGGGUCAAUUGCUUGCUCAAGGAGUCGACUGCGAAGUGCGACAACUACCAUGUGGUGAUGCGAUGUUUGUCGCACAGUAUCCCGGUGGAAUUGAGGUUAUUCUAGACUACAUCAUUGAACGGAAAACAUUGGAGGACUUCCACGCUUCCAUGCGCGACGGACGAGAGAGAAGGCAGGCGUUCAUGAUGCGACAGGCCCAGAUACCACGCCGGAUAUUUUUGCUGGAGGGUGACGUGAAGCGGAGUGCGUUGCUGAGGAACAACGCGUCAUUUGAGAAGCGCAGGGCGGAGAUCGAGGUAUGCGAUGACUUCUACGUGAAAAAGACGAAGAGCCUCGACGACACUCUGUGGUUCUAUUCGUCAAUGUACAAACGUCUAUGCAUGCAGUUUUCGGAGCGGCCAUUGGCAUUGGCGAUGGAGGGGCGAAACUUGUAUCAAAACUGGAACGAACGGAUGAGGGGCCUAACAAGAGGGAUAUCGCUUGGACAGCUAUUCAUGCUGCAGCUGUGCCAGGUUAAGCACGUUGGGAAGGACACGGCUGUGGGCAUCGUGAAAAGUGGAUGUAAAACGCCUAUUGCUUUGUACGAAAGGUUUCGAAGCGUACAGAAUGAGGCGGACAGAGAGAAUGUGUUUGCGGGAGAGGUCGGCAUCAACAAAAAGGCAGUGCGGACCUUGGCAAAGCUUUUCACAGCAAGUGAGUAUGAAGUAGAAGCAGCGCUAUGA
Messenger RNA from Chondrus crispus (carragheen), 3000 nucleotides. Its product is annotated as to fill in. The record is from RefSeq and is a predicted model, not a curated record. Gene Ontology annotation, molecular function: DNA binding; crossover junction DNA endonuclease activity. The coding region runs from base 1 to 3000 and encodes 999 amino acids. The transcript has a single exon. Gene Ontology annotation, biological process: DNA catabolic process; double-strand break repair. NCBI's taxonomy places the organism in Eukaryota, Rhodophyta, Florideophyceae, Gigartinales, Gigartinaceae.